Molecule: messenger RNA, 4010 nt
Organism: Stegastes partitus (bicolor damselfish)
Lineage: Eukaryota; Metazoa; Chordata; Actinopteri; Pomacentridae
Exons: 6
Coding region: 323-2404 (693 amino acids)
Biological process (GO): carbohydrate metabolic process; skeletal muscle fiber development
Molecular function (GO): hydrolase activity, hydrolyzing O-glycosyl compounds
Source: RefSeq, a predicted model, not a curated record
GUUGGGCGGGACAAUGGAACUUCGAGCCGCUCUGCGGCUGCGCAGAAGCCUACUGCGCUCACAGCUGUACACAUUGACCCCAGAGAAACAGAUGCAGAGGUUUGGACAAAUCAACCCUUAUUCAGAAAUGGAGACAUUUCUAAAGACUGGCAGGUAGACGGUCUGACUUUCGUUCGCCUCCACUGCUGCCAGCCUGCAGAUACAUUUCUUCCUCACCCACACUGACAGCAAGGCAACCACAGCUGUCCACUGCUGUCACUCCUCCUCCUCCUCCUCCUCCUCCACACCUGCUUGUCUCCACACCUCGCUGCAAGUGCUCAGCAUGUAUCAGAUUGUCCCGGUGGCUCCUGGGGAGCAGCAGAUGGCUGGAGGAGCCAGUGGUUCUCCGCUUAAGAAGAAACUGGCCCACGAAGGCCGGCCCCUGGUGAUGGCGGGUAUGCUGGGCUGUGUGUUGGUCCUGGCUGCUGUGGUCGCCUGGUGCUACUACUCAGUGUCUCUCCGGAAAGCCCACCUGCUGAAGACUGAGUUGUUAGACCUCAACAAGGACGGUUUUAUCAUCCGGAACCAGGCAGGGGCUGUUAUCUUCACUAUGACCUUCAGGUCUGGCACUCUGGAUCUGGACUCCUGCUCAAAGGAAGGAAAUAUUCUGAGCUGUACCCAGUCGGAUUCUGGCAAGCUCAACUUCUUCAUCCAGACGGUUCGACCAAAGGACACGGUGAUGUGUUACCGCGUUCGCUGGGAGGAGCUGCAGCACAAGCACUCAGUAGAGCAUGCCAUGACCCACAAUGAGUCUCACUGGUAUGGAGGGGCGGAGAUGGCAACCCAGUACUGGCCUGUCAGGAUCCAAGGCGAAGAGGAACCGCGGCCCUUCAUCACCAGCGACGUCUACUCCAACAGAAACGCUUUUGGGGGAAUCCUGGAGCGGUACUGGCUGUCAUCGAAUGCAACUGCCAUCAAGAUUAAUGACUCGGUGCCUUUUCAUUUGGGCUGGUCGGAGAAGAACAGCACUCUGAGGUUCCAGGCCCGGUACCAGGACUCCGCUUUCAAACCGCAAGAAGGACAGCAGGCUUUACCUGAACUCAGCUACCGAGUCUGUGUGGGGUCGGAUGUUACCUCGAUUCACAAAUACAUGGUGCGUCGGUAUUUCCCGAAGCCCAUCAAAGUCCCGUCUCCUGAAGUGUUCAAGCAACCGGUGUGGUCCACGUGGGCUCUCCACAAGACAGCUGUGACUCAGGAGAAGCUGCUGCUCUACGCCUCCGACAUCACCAAGCACGGCUUCACCUGCUCCCACCUGGAGCUGGACGACCGCUACACCGCCGACUACGGAGAGUUCGACUUUGACCCGCAGAAGUUUCCCAACGCCAGCGGCAUGUUCGACAAACUCAGAGAGGACGGCUUUCAGGUGACGCUCUGGACGCAUCCUUUUAUCAACUAUGACUCCAUUAAUUUCGGGGUGGCCGUGGAGAAGGGGCUGUUUGUCCGGGAGCCGAGCGGUGAGCUGCCUGCUCUGGUUCGCUGGUGGAACGGCAUUGGAGGAAUCUUGGACUUCACCAACCCAGAAGCCCGCGAGUGGUAUUCGUCACAUUUGCGCAUGCUCAAAACCCGCUAUGACGUGACCUCCUUCAAGUUCGACGCCGGCGAGACAAGCUACCUCCCACGUCAGUUCAGCACCCUGACCCCGCUGUCUGACCCCUCCACCUUCACCCGCCGCUACACGGAGAUGGCCGUGCCGUUCAGUGAGCGCGCCGAGCUGAGGGUGGGCUACCAGAGCCAAAACAUCUCCUGCUUCUUCAGGAUCAUCGACAGGGACUCGGUGUGGGGUUACGAGCUCGGCCUCAAGUCCAUCAUCCCGACCGUCCUGACUAUCAGCAUCCUGGGCUACCAGUUUGUCCUACCUGACAUGAUAGGAGGAAACGCAUACCCCAACCGCACCACAGGUGGGUUGAAUAAUAAAAGCGGUCAGCCAGACAGAGAGCUGUACAUCAGAUGGUUGGAGCUGUCUGCGUUUCUGCCUGCCAUGCAGUUCUCUAUACCGCCGUGGGCCUAUGACGAUGAGGUGAUACAGAUAGCGCAGAAGUUCACAGAGCUCCACGAAACUCUGGUGGCCCCGAGGGUUCUGGAACUGGCGGGCGAGGUUCUUGAUACAGGAGACCCCAUCAUCAGGCCCCUCUGGUGGAUCGCCAACGACGACGAGGCGGCCUACAAGAUCGACUCCCAGUUCCUGAUCGGGGAUGACCUGAUGGUGGCGCCGGUGUUGGAGCCGGGAAAGCAAGAGAGGGACAUCUACCUGCCCGCAGGACGAUGGAAAAGCUACAAGGGGGAGCAUUUUGACAAAGGCCCCAUGUACCUCACUGACUACCCCGUGGACCUGGAUGAGAUCGCCUUCUUUACAUGGGUUCACUGAAGACAUCAAAGAAUUAAAGACGCACAAACUCACACACACACACACACAUACGUACACACAUACGUACACAUGCACAUUCUCUUGAGCACACCUGCCAAGAAAUAGCAGCGGAUGUUUGUUGUUUUUUUUUUUCAAAAGGGAAAUGACCACUAGGGAUUUGCUUCCAAAGCAGAGCGUGAGUUGGGUGAAGUUUCACCUCAUGUUUCUUUACCUGGCCUUCUGUCUGCAGAUUAUAACCCUCCACCCGAACAAUUAGAAUUCCCUUUUUUUUUUUUGCAUCUUAAGCUGAUCCUCAUCCUCAUGUGCCUUUCCACAGCCAAUAGUAAGACCGAUCUCAGAUUGUAUCGUCACCGCAGUCUUCCACCUAAUGAACAUCUAAUGCUACAAAUACUCCUCAGAGCGAGAAUGGUUUGGGGUUUGGGGGGCGGGGGUGUCAUAGUUCACUUAAUUUAUUACCAAGUGAAUUUUAUUUCAGGAUAAAUAAGAUAACCGUGCCAAGAGCUAGCUGUCUUGUGGGUUCUGGGGUUGGGCCUUAAACUGGCAAUAAACGCGCUCUCUGAGUCGAACAGACACACUUUUGUUUAGAGGGCCGGCCUAAACGUAUGCUACUGUCUCAACUACCUAAUAGAAUUAAGCUAGACUUCAUUAACAUUGCACUAACGACUACAUCUAAAUGUCUGUCUAAAUGUUUGCUCUUUAUAUUUAUUAACUUUUUUUUAACCUGGGGAUAGUAGUUGAUGUAUAUAAUUACAUGUGAAUCUGGGUUAUAUUAGGGGUACUUGAUCAACAGAUAUUUUUAUGUUAACAUUUCGUAACUCGUAGUGCCAUUCUGUAACUGCAGUUCCAAACUCGACAGCUUUAUGCAUUCGUUUCCAUCUGCACAAGUUAAAGUCACUGCUCAGGGUACAUCAAGAAACAUUUAAGGUAAAAUACUUUCUUUUUUUUUUUUUAAAUCCACAGCUAAUUAUUUAUUACACUACUACAAACUGGUUUGCCUUGUAGAACAGGCGUUGUUCUCAAAGAUGCCAUACUUUAGCGUGCCGUCCAUGUCUGCCUUGUGACUUUAUUAGCCUUAUUAGCUCAACUAACUAAUGCCAAGCUUUGCACAGACAACCCUUACGGUGAGGAAUGGCGUCUGCGCACAGUAACAGGCUUGAUUAAGUGUGGACAUUUUGCAAAGUGCAUGAGAAGUUUUAUCCUUAAAAGAGACACGCGAAUAUAUUCCUGCUCCAGCGCGGGAGUAAAGCACACAACUAGUCGAGUCAUCUAAAUGCCUUGCUUGUAACUGAUUAUGUAAGACAGUACUGUUACUUUAUAAUGGGACUGAUGCGUCUUUUAAAUGAUUCUGUUUUUUCGUUGGAUGACAAAAUCUCGCUGUAAACUGUUCUUGUGUUGCUUUGUGCCACUAAACGACUACACGGAGUGGCUUUGACUUACACAGCAACAUCCCUAAACGCAUCAUCGUUGGGAAUACCACCGUCUAUCUUUGUGGCAGGCAGGUAGAGAAACCAGAUGAAGUGAUGUUCACAAUACCGUGACAUGUACGAUGUGGACUGGUAAAGAGGAUUUUUGUCAAAACACUGAAUAAAAGAUACCGGCCAAUGUU